AGAGGGAAGAAGUUAUUGAUUGCAAUUUUUCCUUUGGAUUGCUGGUAUUUACAACUAUAUUUAUUGCUCUAAACAGUGCUUUAUCUGCAUCCCAUAAGUUUGGAACAGUUUUGAUCAAAAGUAACAGUGGACAGUUGAUGUUGGUAUCUCCUCAACAAGCUGUAACAAGACCUGAGACAACAAGUAAUGUAACUUCAAGGCCAACAAAUUCUCAAACAGUCAAAAUUUGUACAAUGCCGAAUUCUAGUUCACAAUUAAUCAAGAACAUGGCAGUGGCACCUGUUAAAAAAUUGGCACAAGUGGGUACUACUGUGGUAACCUCUGUUCAGAAGCCUUCUUCAGUACAAUCUGUGACUGUGCCAACUAAUGUUGUCACAGUUACACCAGUGAAGCCGUUGAAUACUGUAUCUAACUUGAAGACUUCAAAUUUGGGAGCCUUACCUGUCCCCUCAAAUGAGCCCAGUCUCAAAGCAGAGAACUCAGCAGCUGCUCAGACUAAUCUUUCUCCGGCAAUGCUAGAAAAUGUGAAGAAAUGUAAGAACUUCCUCGCAAUGUUAAUAAAACUAGCAUGCAGUGGAUCACAGUCCCCAGAAAUGGGACAGAAUGUAAAGAAGCUGGUGGAACAACUUUUGGAAGCAAAAAUUGAAGCAGAAGAAUUUACUCGACAACUAUAUGUUGAACUCAAGUCUUCGCCUCAGCCUCACCUAGUUCCUUUUCUUAAGAAAAGUAUGAAUGCCUUACGACAACUUAUACCUAACUCCCAGAGCUUUAUUCAGCAGUGUGUUCAGCAGACUUCUAGUGAGCUAGUUAUUGCUACCUGUGCCACAACAGCAACAUCUUCUCCUGUGGUGACAACAACAAUUUCCUCAAUCCAGUCCGAAAAACCCAUCAUUGUAUCUGGAACAACAACACCCAGAACUGUAUCAGUGCAAACUCUGAAUCCACUUGCUGGUCCAGCGGGAGCAAAUACUGGCGUUGUGACACUUCAUUCUGUGGGUCCAGCUGCUGUAUCAGGAGGAACAACAGCUGGAACUGUUUUGCUUCAGGCUCCAAAACCACUUGUGACAUCUAUACAAAAUACAGUUGCAGCAGUCUCACUUCAACCCGAAACACCAGCUGUCUCUGGGGCAGCAGUAACAUUGACCCUCCCAUCAGUAACUAUAGGAGAAACUUCAGCAGCAGCGAUUUGUCUUCCACCUGUGAAGCCUGUUGUUACUUCUGCUGGGACUACAUGUGACAAGCCUGUCAUUGGCACUCCAGUUCAAAUCAAACUUUCACAGCCAGGCCCCAUUCUUUCACAACCAGCUGCUAUUCCACAAACAGUUAAAGUCAAACAACUAGUAGUCCAGCAACCUUCUGGAGGCAUUGCAAAACAAGGGACCACACUUUCCCAUUCCUCAGCAUUGACCAUUCAGAAAACCGGACAGAAGAUGCCAGUGAGCACUGCAGUACCGACCACACAGUUUCCUCCAGCUUCUAUUCUAAAGCAAAUUACCCUGCCAGGAAAUAAAAUUCUGUCAGUUCGAGCAUCUUCUAUUCAGAAAAAUAAAAUAAAAGAGAAUGGAACAACAUCCUUCAGAGAUGAAGAUGAUAUCAAUGAUGUGACUUCCAUGGCAGGGGUCAAUCUCAGUGAAGAAAAUGCCUGCAUCCUAUCAACAAAUUCUAAAUUGAUAGGCACACUUGUUCAGUCAUGUAAAGAUGAACCAUUUCUCUUCACUGGAGCUCUUCAAAAGAAAAUUUUAGACAUUGGUAAAAAGCAUGACAUUACAGAACUUAACUCUGAUGCUGUGAAUUUGAUCUCCCAUGCAACACAGGAGCGAUUACGAGGCCUUCUAGAAAAACUGACAACAGUAGCUCAGCAUCGAAUGACAACUUAUAAGGCGAGUGAAAAUUACAUCCUGUCUAGUGAUACCAAGUCACAACUCAAAUUUCUUGAAAAGCUUGAUCAAUUGGAGAAGCAGAGAAAGGAUUUAGAAGAAAGGGAAAUGUUACUGAAGGCAGCCAAGAGUCGUUCCAAUAAAGAAGAUCCAGAACAGCUGAGAUUAAAGCAGAAAGCCAAAGAGUUACAACAGUUGGAGCUUGCUCAGAUACAGCACAGAGAUGCGAAUCUCACAGCUCUUGCAGCUAUUGGACCAAGAAAGAAGAGACCACUGGAACCUGGGUCUGGAAGUGAGGGCUUAAAAGAUAACCUCGCUUCUGGAACAGCCAGCCUGCCAGCCGCCAAACAGUUGCUUCGUCCAAGAAUCACAAGAAUCUGCCUCAGGGACUUAAUAUUUUGCAUGGAACAGGAAAGGGAGAUGAAGUAUUCACGAGCUCUAUACCUUGCCCUUCUGAAGUGACCACUCCACUCUCCGUCCAGAUCCUUGCUAUUUACUGCCAAAGAUGAUGUGUAGAACAAUCUUGCACUGUCCUGAAAUUUCAUUUUCUGGAAAAUAUUCACCAUUAUUGAAGACCGUUGUUUACAGUUAUAAACUUUUACUGAUUCUUACCUAUACAGCCCAAUGGGUUAUUAAUAACUGGAAUUCAGCUUUGACUUCUGGAAAUUGGUUAUGAAAUACAUUUCACACAGAAGUAGGCAUCUGCCUACCUUGCAUUUAAUUAUACCAAGUUAAAGCCCUAGGUGUUAACUACCUGCUUCAUUUGCCAAACUGUUAAUAGGUGCGCUAUCUUUCACCAGUGCAGCCUGCAUUGAGAUGCAGGAGAAAGAUGAGAUCACCCCUUCCAAAGGAAUAUGUAUUUCAUCCUUUACUGAAACCGCCUCAAAACAUUAGGUUUUCUGGGCUGGAAUCAAAAGUUGCUUAGCUAAUUAUAACGCGCCUCAACCUAGGACCUAUUUUGACAGUGAUUGACUGAGUCCUAGUGCUGUCAAAAAUGGUACAAAUAGAGAUAUUCUGUGUCUAGGUUGCUGUUCUCUGAUUCAUAUUCCUAUCUAGGUCUUCUGAUACCAAGUAACGGGGCAUGGGAGACCUUAAAAUUGAAGCUGCUGAUAUAUCUCAUUGAAAAAUGGAAAGGGUGAGAGUAUUGGAAGCAACGAUAGGGCAUUGUGUUCAGAUUGAUAAAAGGAAAAUGAAAAUGGAAUCAUAAAGCAGGCAGUGUGCUGCCUGUCCCCAGUGGGGUGAUGGUGGAAUUGGAACUCCAGAGCAACUGGUACAUGCUUUGUUGACAGGAAGAGGUAACAGCUCACCCAAAAAGGAGAAUGUAUCAAACAUUUUCAUAUUACAGUAUUUCAAAAGGAAGAAGCUUUUGUUUGUUUUGUGUAUUGUUUUAAAUAUAAAGAAGCAUAGUUUUGUAAAAAAAAAAUUUUAGUUACUCUUAAGUUUUAAGCAUCUUGUUGCAUCUAAAAAAUCCUAAUUAAUGAUUAAACAUUUUUAACAAUAGGGAACCCAUUUUGGAUUCAUACUCAAAAGGUAAUGUCAGCAUCUCACUCUUGGAGAUCUUGGUUCUAAAUAUACUAUGAGAAGCAUGUUAUAUUUAUUUAUAUAUAUAUAUAUAUAUAUAUAUAUAUACGCACACAUAUCUGAGAAGGAAGUUUUUGCAAAGCAAAACCUUUUUUUUUUUUUAAUUCCACCUGUGAGGCAUGUAUCUGAUAAAAAUAAUAGCUGUAGUUAGAAACAUACAGAAAGAGUGAGUGACUACUCCAAGGUUUUAAAAAACAGGAAAGCUAUGCUUCUUAAAAUUCAGGGGUAAAAAUACACCUCAAGUAUGUUACUCUUCAUCCUGUUCUUUCCACUGGGACUGUUACGGCCAUGUUCUAUACUAGAGUAAGUUUUAAAUUGGCCACAUUUUUUUUGUUUCAGCAAAUUAUGUAAAAUGUUAUAUGUUUAAAAAGUGUAUAUGUUUAAAAAGUGCUUUAAGAAGAGCUGUAUACCUAAAGUUGUUUUUGUAUAUUUAAAUGCUUAGCUUUAUUUUUUUUGUAAAGUGCAGCAUACUCCCAUAUUUGUGUAUGAUCUUAUUGAUCAGAUGUUUAA
Molecule: messenger RNA, 3968 nt
Organism: Talpa occidentalis (Iberian mole)
Lineage: Eukaryota; Metazoa; Chordata; Mammalia; Eulipotyphla; Talpidae
Gene: TAF4B
Product: TATA-box binding protein associated factor 4b
Exons: 15
Coding region: 138-2339 (733 amino acids)
Biological process (GO): transcription initiation at RNA polymerase II promoter; DNA-templated transcription
Cellular component (GO): transcription factor TFIID complex
Molecular function (GO): protein heterodimerization activity; DNA binding; RNA polymerase II general transcription initiation factor activity
Source: RefSeq, a predicted model, not a curated record